Paramecium sonneborni is the source of this 2581-nucleotide messenger RNA. The record is from the annotation of a GenBank genome assembly. Lineage: Eukaryota; Ciliophora; Oligohymenophorea; Peniculida; Parameciidae.
AUGUAAUACACAUAGACUCAACUAGAAACUAGUUUAACAAGUUUUAAAGAUAUAAGAAACAACUUAAAAGAUGAAUUUUAAGAUUAUCUACUACAAAGUAAUGUCAAAGAUUAAGAGACUCCUAAUAAUUUUGGAAUUAUUUUAAAGGAGUUAAAAAAUAAAAAUCAAUAAAAAUAAAAACAAAUAGCAUCAUAUACUCUUCCUGAUUUUUCACAAACAUCUACUUAUUCAUAAAAUGUAAAUGAUCAUAGAAUUACUUUUAGUAUUAGUUUUCACAAUCUUCAAAUGAAACAGAAAGAUUAACAAAAGAAUUAGAAGUUUAGAAAUCCUUAAUUUAAAGUGAAAUAGAACUUAAAAAGUCUAUUAAUUGUAUUAAAAAGUAAAUUUACCCUUUACAAGAUUAUUCAAAUCAAUUAUCUCUUUAAUAAAAGUAGGCUGAAACUGAAUGUAAAACAGCUGAAUCUGAAUCUGUAUGAAUAUUUAUUAAAUUAGAAAGAAUAGAAUUAAAAAAACUAUUUGCGAACUUUAAUCUUAAAUUACUAGAUUAAAAUUUUAGAGAUAAUAAUAUCGUGAUUUUAUUUAUGAAUAAAGUUUGAAAGUAGAACAAAAUCUGAAAUAAGAACAAAGUACUUUUGAACAAUAAAAUGAAGCAGUUGAAAAUUUAGUAUAAACUAUAGCAAAUUAAAAAGCAUAAAUUGAAGAAUUAAUAAAAUAAUAAUAUGAAAAAAUGGAAAAGAGUGAACAAUAAAGAAUAACAAUAUAAAAUUAUUAAACACUAACAAAACUAUAUGAAUUUUGUACUAAUUAGAUAGAAUAAUUAUUUAUAAAUGAUAACACUUAAGGAAUCAGUAGUGAAUCUGAAUCUUCAGGUAGAGAUGAUAUAAAUACUGAAUAAGAAGAUUCAGUUAUAACGAAUAAUAAUUUUUUUUAAACUCAAGUCUAACCAGUAUCUUAACCAAGAUCGAAAUAACGAAUACCAACACCAAAGAAAAAAAAGAAAGAAAAAAAGAAAUUAACUUAUCCUUAAUUGAUACAGAAAUUUUAGUAAUCAAAAGAAUUGCUUUCUAAAAUUAAAAAUGAUGUUGACAUUAACAUUAUGGAAUAAUUCAUUUUGAAUAAUUACUAAGAAUAAUCUGAAAUAUAAAGAUAAUUGGCAGAUCAACAUUAAGUUUUAUAAGAGUAAAAAGAUGAGUGUCAGCAUGAAAUUUAGAUACUUAAUGAUAAAGUAAACUUUUUAGGUUAUUCUAGUUAAAUUAAACAGAUGAUAUCAGAGAAAAGUUAGUAAGAUGUUAAGAACCAACAUCUGAAAAUUUUAAUUAAAAGAUUUUAACUCAUAAAAUUGCUUAUACUAGUAACGAAAAUGAAUUACAAAUCAUUAAAUAAACUGAUAAAUUGAUUAAACUAGAAGCUUUGUUUUUUACUUUGAAUACUAGAGCCAUGUCUCUUUUAAGAAGAAUAUGUUCAAUAUUAUAAAACAUAUAAUAAUUAAGUGAAAAAUUAGAUAAUCGAAUAAUUAAUAUAUAUUAAAAUGCUGUGCUUACUGUGGGUUUACUAAGGUAAAAUAAUGAGCUGGAUUUAAAUUAAUUUCCUAAAUUUAAAAAACUUUUAAAAGGAAACAAUCUUACUUUAAUUUACUGUGAUUAAUAAGUUUUUCAAGACUUUUGUGAAAAGCUAGAGAAUUACACUGAUGAAGAACUAUCUAGUAAUUUUUAAAUAUUGAUUGAAAUGUGCAUGAUUAGAAUAGCUAGUGAAACUUAAUGUAUUUAUGAAUAGAUAUCAACUAUUUGUAAUUGUCUUAGGGAUGAAGUUAGAAGACUAUGUAAUUAUGGAAGUUUGAGAUCAUUUAGAGAUUUAACAACCAUACCAUUAACAAAUUUAGCUGGAUCUUAUAAUGCUCCAACAAUGAGAAAAUUAAAAGAGUAAUCAGAUUCUAAAUAAUCAGAAAUAACAAGCAAGAAAUCAAUUGAUAAAUUUGAGUAAUAUUUUUAAUAUUAUUAGGAAAAAAUCAUUAUUAGCAGAAGAAUUUAAAUUUGUAAUUGAAUAAAAUGAAAAGAGUUUAAAUGAAGAUGAUAUAGAUGAAUUCUAUUAUUAAAUCAAGAAAGAAAUAGAAGCUAAACCAUCAACAAAAACUACUAGGAUUGAAACAGCAAAUUUAACAAAAACAACAUUAGUUUAUGAUUAACCUUAAAAAAAUAGAAUGACAGAAUUUUUUAGAUCGAACUCAAAAUUUUCUUAAUCAUUAAGAAGAAUUUAAUCAUGUAUAAUAUAUAUUAAAAUAUUAGAAGGACAAUUUAUAGAUGCUUAAUCUAAAAACUUCAAGUUGUUUUUGGAAAAAGAGUAAAAGCAUGUCGAAUUAUUAUCAAGAAUGAAUCGCACAGGUAGUACAUCAGCAUUUUAACCAACAACAUUAAGAUCUAAAUCUCAAGAAAAGACUCGAGUAUAAAAUAUAUUACCAAGAACCAUAAGUACAUCAUAAUAGUAGAGAUCAGGAAGAAAAAAAAUAGUUGCUUUACAACUUGAAAAAGAUAUGAAAAGACUAAAGGAUUAAGUAAGUAGAUUUACUAAAUUGAAGUUGAAUUGA